AGAGCGAGCGAGCGAGCGAGCGUCAUGUGUUGCAGUGUUUUGCUUUCGACCACUUCACUUUUUUCUGCCGUAGCAUUAUUACACUAACAGAGAGAUGCCUGUGUGUUUACUAGUAAGUGAAGGUAAUUCACACAAACCCAUUGAGCUUCAUCACCAACAGUCUGUGACUCUGGGUCGAGGACCAGAAACUAAGAUAAAAGACAAGAAGUGCUCAAGAGAACAAGUUGAAUUGAGAGCUGAUUGCAAUAGGGGAUUUGUCACUGUUAAACAGCUGGGUGUGAAUCCUACACUUGUGGAUGAUGUGGUUGUGGGCAAAGGCAAUCAGGUGAGCAUAAAGCCGGGUCAGAUCCUCUACAUGGUCAAUCAGCAGUAUCCCUUCAGUGUGAAGUUCACAGAGGACAUGUCCAGACCCAAACCCUCCAAAAGAGCCCAGCAGAUCCAGAGCCCUUCAAAAACAACAGCAGAUGUUUCAGACAGCCCGCCUCCACCCAAAAAAACAACACCACACACUGUGCAAAAAUCUGAAUCUGCUGGACACUGGAGUCAAGGGCUUAAAGCAUCAAUGCAGGACCCCAAAAUGCAGGUGUAUAAAGACGACAGCGUGGUGGUGAUAAAGGAUAAAUACCCAAAGGCUCGUUAUCACUGGCUGGUUUUGCCGUGGCAGUCGAUCUCCAGCCUGAAGGUGCUGCGCUCGGAGCACGUGGAGCUGCUUAAACACAUGCAGCGGGUGGCAGAUCAGAUGGUGGACCAAUGUCCCGACACACACAGACUGAGCUUCCGGAUCGGCUACCAUGCCAUUCCCAGCAUGAGUCACGUUCAUCUGCACGUCAUCAGCCAAGACUUCGACUCGCCGUGUUUGAAGAACAAGAAACACUGGAAUUCCUUCACUACAGACUAUUUUGUGGAGUCUCAAGAUGUGAUCUCUAUGCUGGAGCAUGAUGGGAAGGUGCAAGUGAAGGAGGGUGCAGGUGAAUUACUAAAGCUGCCGCUGCGCUGUCAUGUGUGCGGUAAAGAACAGACCACCAUACCCAAACUCAAAGAUCACCUUAAAACACACCUGCCUUCAUAAAAACACCAACUACGCCAUAGGUCUCGAACUCAAUUCCUGGAGGCCCGCAGCUCUGCACAGUUUUGCUCCAACCCUAUCAAACACAGCUGAUCCAAGUAAUUGAGGUGUCAUGAACACAUUCAUUAGUUGGAUCAGCUGUGUUUGAUCAGGGUUGGAGCAAAGCUGUGCAGAGCUGCGGCCCUCCAGGAAUUGAGUUCGAGACCUGUGAGCUACACACACACAUUGUUUAUAGUCACGUUCAGCUUGCAAACAACGCAAUGAAUACUGUUAAUAAACUCAUUCUUCAUGCAU
Molecule: messenger RNA, 1360 nt
Organism: Danio aesculapii
Lineage: Eukaryota; Metazoa; Chordata; Actinopteri; Cypriniformes; Danionidae
Gene: aptx
Product: aprataxin
Exons: 9
Coding region: 95-1069 (324 amino acids)
Biological process (GO): single strand break repair; double-strand break repair
Cellular component (GO): nucleus
Molecular function (GO): single-stranded DNA binding; double-stranded RNA binding; mismatched DNA binding
Source: RefSeq, a predicted model, not a curated record